Molecule: messenger RNA, 915 nt
Organism: Huiozyma naganishii CBS 8797
Lineage: Eukaryota; Fungi; Ascomycota; Saccharomycetes; Saccharomycetales; Saccharomycetaceae
Gene: PDP3
Product: Pdp3p
Exons: 1
Coding region: 1-915 (304 amino acids)
Source: RefSeq, a predicted model, not a curated record
AUGAAGGUUAACGACGUGCGCAUUGGGUCGCUCGUGCUGUGCAAAGUUGGGUCGUUUCCAGCAUGGCCAGCAGUGGUCUUCCCACAGAAGUUCCUCAGUGCAGAUGUUUUACGCAAACGCAAGGAGGGGAGGGUCGCCGUAUGCUUCUUUGGCGACGGAAGUUACUACUGGGAGACACCGGAUAGACUCAUGGCGCUCACGGACGAGCUGGCGCAGAAGCAGCAGGAACAACGACAGCAACAGCAGGGACACAACAGCGAACUCUCCGCGGCGUUCGAGGAGGCAGCGCAGUACACGCAACUGCACCAGUUUGUAGAGGAAUGGUUCGAGGGUAGGGACCAAGAGGAACUCUUUGCGAAACUUUGCGAUCUGUACGGGGGGGUCGACGAGGGAGGCGACCCAUUUGAACCGAAACCAAAGAGACCGCCCAGAGCAAGAUCUACAGCAACAACUGCAACUGCAAAUGCAACGAAGCCAGAGGACCGGGAAGAGCCACAACUGGAGGUAGAUCCCGAGGUGAAGCCUGCCGUGGAGGCUUUUGUCCAAGGUAAGUCGGGCAAACAUCACAAGAGGCUUGAUAGGGCACGCAGAAUGGAGAUUGCUCAACUGUUCCGCCGCAGGAUCCAGACGAAUCUUGUGCAGCGGGACACACCACCGACUCAGCAAGGGUUGCAGGAAUCCCACAGACUGUUCGACAAGAUCACAGAAAACUUGAACCGCGACCCGCCGUUCUUCGAUCUUGCUACUCUUAGGGACAGCAAGCUGUACAAACUGCUCAGGGUCGUGCUUGCGGACUACAACCUUGCGGAGUUCCACGCACAGGCGAAGGAGAUCCUCACCGCAUGGUCCCCGCUCAUACUGCAAUUGAAGACGGAGAAGAAGCGAACAAAAACAACAAGUCCAGCGCAGCAAUGA